Amborella trichopoda is the source of this 2489-nucleotide messenger RNA. RefSeq lists its product as uncharacterized. Lineage: Eukaryota; Viridiplantae; Streptophyta; Magnoliopsida; Amborellales; Amborellaceae. The record is from RefSeq and is a predicted model, not a curated record.
GACGAUGAUGAGAAGGGGCUAAACUUCUGCUCUCUCUCUCUCUCUAGUUUCUUCAAUGCCGGGACCAGAUAGAUGGUGAUUACAAUACUUCGCCCUUUUACUUUAGAAUCUAGAGAGAGAGAGAGAGAGAGAGUGGCUUGAUAAGGCCGGCCGUGUGGAAAACGCUGAGCGACUUUCGCAAGGGUUUCGCAAGUUGAGAUUGGUCAAGAGAGAGAGAGAGUGAGUUUUACCAGUUUGGGCUUUCAGAGGAUUGAUGAGAAAGAGAGAGAUUUUUAUCAUUUGCGGCUUUCAGGGGAUUGAUAAUAAAGCGACUCUUAUCUUAAUUCCAAGUGUUUCUGAGGAAGAAAGAGCUUAUUCUCCAAGGAAUUGCAGAGAAGAGUAAAGAGAGAGAGCUUGUCAGUAGGAAUUAGAUAACUGGGAAGGGACCAUAACAAAGGGACUUGCGGAGAGAGAGAGAGAGAGGUUUAGACCUCUUCACAAGACUCGAGAGAGCAGGUGCAGGUACAGGUACAGGUACGAUACCAUAAAGGGAUUCUAGAGAGAGAGGAUGUUGUCGUCACGACGCAACCUGUAAUGCAUCAGAAGAAAUCGGAAGUUCAGAUCGGUACGGAAAGCAGGGGUGUCUCCUCAGAUUACAAGCGAGCCCCUCUUCUCCAUCACCAUAACCAUAACCCCAAUAACCACCCAUGGCUUCACCAUCAAAAACCACCCAUAGAGUUGCAGAAUGAGCAAAUACACCUUAACAAAAGGGCCAUGGCCUCAGUCCCCACCUCCCCUUCUCUCUCUCGCUCCCCCACUCUUACCACUCUCCCCACUUUCUCUCACUACAAUAAACACCACCAUCACCGCCUCCUUCGCCAUCUUUUCACCAAAUCGCGAAGAAACCAUCACCUCCUACUUCCUCCUUUCUUAAUUUUAGCUAUACCCACUUUUUAUCUCUUCUUCAAAUCCCCUUCCUCCUCUUCCUCUCUCUCUCUAGGCCUUUGGUUUGACUUUUUCUCUGCUCUCCUCUUCGUCUCUGCACUCAUCGUCUCUCUAAGAAUCGCUUUCCCCCAUCUUCUCCCCUCCCCACUUUCACGAACCCUCGCCGCUUUCUCUCCUCUCCUUCGACUUCACAACUCAAAGCUCUUUCUUUCUUUACUCCAUCACCACCCCAAACUCCCCCUCUAUACUCGAUCUGCAGUUAGCUGGACCAUUGGUUCAAAGCCCCAAUCUCUUCGAUCAUCAAUUCCUCAAAACCUAAAAGAAGGGGUUCGUGUUUACAGCAAUGGAGAUGUUUAUGAGGGGGAAUUUCAUAAAGGGAAAUGCUCAGGUAGUGGGGUUUAUUACUAUUACAUGAGUGGAAGAUACGAAGGGGAAUGGGUUGACGAGAAGUAUGAUGGCUACGGAGUGGAGACAUGGGCAAGAGGGAGCAGGUAUAGGGGACAAUACAGGCAAGGUUUGAGACAUGGCUAUGGGGUUUACAGGUUUUAUACAGGGGAUGUAUAUGCAGGGGAGUGGUCUAAUGGCCAGAGCCAUGGUUGCGGUGCUCAUACCUGCGAGGAUGGGAGCCGCUAUGUUGGGGAAUUCAAGUGGGGGGUCAAGCAUGGCCUUGGUCACUACCAUUUCAGGAAUGGCGACAAAUAUGCAGGUGAAUAUUUUGCAGACAAGAUGCAUGGGUUUGGAGUGUAUCGGUUUGCAAAUGGCCACCGCUAUGAGGGGGCUUGGCAUGAGGGAAGAAAACAGGGGUUGGGGAUGUACACCUUUCGAAAUGGAGAAACACAGUCAGGGCACUGGCAGAAUGGCAGCCUUGAUACUCUCAGCACCCAAAACACACUUCCUGGAUCUCCAAUUGCUAUUAACCAUUCCAAAGUCCUUAAUGCUGUCCAGGAAGCAAGGUGGGCUGCAGAGAGGGCAUUGGAGGUGCCGCCCGUCGAUGAGAGAGUGAACAAAGCAGUUGCUGCUGCUAAUAGAGCAGCAAAUGCAGCAAGGGUGGCUGCGGUGAAAGCUGUUCAAAAGAGAACCAAUAAUAAUGAUAAGAGUGGUAUUUCUCAUGGCAAUAGUCAGGCACAAGCCAUGGUUUGAUUAUAUGAUAUAUUCUGAACCAUUUGUUUUGAGAGGGACACACGCGGCUGAGGUUUAUGUAUGCUGUUUGUCGCAAGGCAUGGGUACGCCGGCCGCUUCUGCAGCUCAAGAGGAUUUGUGAGAGGGGGAGAGGAGGGGGGGGAGGUGGGGGAGAGAAUAUGGAAGUGGGUCUCUGUUUUCUGUGAAUCGUGUAUAUAGAGGGAACAAUGUCUGAGUCUUUCGUGUUCUUUUGGUUUUCUUUCUUCUUUGUAAAUUCGGUUUUCAACAAGCAGAGCUAGCUAAAAGGUAAAGACCUCAGUUUGGCUGCUGCGCUGUAUCGGACCUUUAUUUUACGAGGGUCGAGUGAGUGCUGUUGGAUUAACCCACAGCUUUCUCCAUGCAUCACUUGCAGAUCUAAUGGUCAUACUCCUUCACCAUUGUGGAUC